This is a messenger RNA of Chironomus riparius, 1708 nucleotides long. The record is from the annotation of a GenBank genome assembly. Lineage: Eukaryota; Metazoa; Arthropoda; Insecta; Diptera; Chironomidae.
CUUGUUUUCGUUUGUUGUUUUUGACUUAAGUGAAAUAAUCAAAUAAAAUUUUAAUACUUUGUGCUAAUAAUUAAGCUAAAUUAAAAAAUGGGAAUCGGUCAAGUAUUAAAGAAGGUCGAUGCAUUUCCAAAACUCAUCGAUAUUGAAGUCAAUAAGACAUUUAGCGGUGCACUUUUGACCAUCAUUAGCGGUGUUUUUAUGUUUGUUCUUGUCAUGUCAGAGCUGAGUGCAUACAUGUCACCAAAUGUAAAUGAAGAACUUUUUGUGGACACAACAAGAUCACACAAAUUGAAAAUAAAUUUAGAUAUUUAUGUACCGAGAAUAUCUUGUGAUUAUCUCUCAUUGGAUGCGAUGGAUUCCACAGGUGAGCAGCACCUUCACAUUGAGCACAACAUCUUCAAACGGCGAAUGAGUUUAGAUGGACAUCCAAUAGAGGAAGCAAAAAAGGAAGAGAUCCAAUCAUCGACAACAAAAAAGCUAAAUCAGACAAUUGAAGAAGUUCCAAAAUCAGAGGAGGUAAAGAAAGAAAAAGUUGAUGAGCCUCCAAAAUGUGGAAGUUGCUAUGGUGCUGAAUAUAAUAAGACUCACUGCUGUACUACAUGUCAAGAUGUUAUUGAUGCAUACAGAGACAAACGAUGGAAUCCAGACACAGAUAAAUUUGAGCAGUGCAUAGGGGAGAAAAAGACCGAGAAUGAGUUCGCGAAGAAGGCUCUGGAUGAAGGUUGCAAUAUUUUUGGAUAUUUAGAAGUAAAUCGAAUGGGUGGAAGUUUCCACAUUGCACCUGGUCGAUCAUUCAGCAUCAAUCAUAUUCAUGUUCAUGAUGUUCAACCAUUUUCAUCCACAACAUUCAACACAAGUCAUGUAAUAAGACGAUUAACAUUUGGUGAAGAGUUUGGGUUUGGACAGACAAAUCCACUAGACAAUAUGGAAGUGACAGCAAAGGAUACAGCAAUAAUGUACAAUUACUACAUCAAAAUAGUUCCAACAAUGUACGUCCCACAAGGAGAUGUAGCUGGAACAAUUCACACAAAUCAAUUUUCAGUGACAACACAUCAAAAGACAGCUCAGUCAAGUGGUGGAGAAUCAACAAUGCCUGGAAUAUUCUUUUCAUAUGAGCUAUCACCACUGAUGGUGAAGUACACAGAAAAAUCAAAUAGUUUUAGUCACUUUUUAGUUAAUAUCUGUGGAAUUAUUGGUGGAAUAUUUACAGUCGCUGGAUUAGUCGACAGUGUUUUACAUCGAGUUGAGAAACAAAUACGAAGAAAAAUGGAACUAGGAAAAUUUACAUAAAUUUUUUUUAUUAUUAUCUGUUGAUUUUAUUAUGUGUGUACUGGAUGAUGAGCAGCAUCAAAGUUUCCAGGAUCAAAACUUUCCAAAAUUUAAAAAUUAUUCUAAGGAACAUUUACUUAUGACGUCCAAAUUUAACGGUCAUUGUUCAAAGGAGAACAAUGGAUUUAUAGGAAUUUCUAUUAAUCUUUUCUUGCUGAACACCCCUGGACUUCAUAAGUGAACGGCUCUUAAAGCAAAAUUGACACGAAAUCUCCACUGCAAAAUUGAUUUUUUUGACAAACUUUUUAUAAAUGCAUUUAAAAACUUUUUAUAUUAUUCUAUUCUGCACACGUGUAUGAAUGAUUUUUUUAUGUGUUAAAUAGUCUGAUUAUUUUUAAAGGAUUGAAUGAAUUGAAUAAAAUCUCAUUUAAUUUAUAAA